UCGUCUUCCCGGGUUCUCCUUUUCCUAACUUGGAGUGGCGUCCUUGCCUAUUCCCACUCUACUCAGUUUGCUUUAGCAUAUCCUAAGGAUUUUGUUCAAAAAGAAAUACUCUCAGGAUUUGUUUUGCCUCUCAGAAAUAUCCUUGUACUAUACCCUGCUGUAUACAUGGCGUCGGCGGCGGUAGAGGGGAAGAGCCGGGUGCUGGUGAUCGGCGGCACGGGGUACAUCGGCAGGUUCAUCGUCGCCGCCAGCGCACGAGAGGGCCACCCCACCGCCGUCCUCGUUCGCGACGCCGCGCCCGCCGACCCAGCCAAGGCCGCGGUCCUCCAGGGCUUCAGGGAUGCAGGCGUCACUCUCGUCGUGGGUGAUAUAUAUGACCAUCAGAGCCUGGUGGCAGCUAUCAAAUCCGCCGAUGUUGUGAUCUCGGCUGUGGGUUACGCGCUGUUACCAGAUCAAACUCUCAUUAUUGCGGCAAUUAAGGAAGCUGGGAAUGUAAAGAGAUUCUUCCCGUCAGAGUUUGGUAAUGAUGUGGAUCAUGUACAUGCAGUCGAGCCUGCAAAGUCAAUGUUUGGUGCGAAAGCUCGUAUAAGGCGUUCCAUCGAAGCUGAAGGAAUUCCCUACACAUAUGUCUCUUCCAACUUCUUUGCUAGUCGUUUUCUGCCAAGUCUUGCACAGAUUGGGGUCACUGGACCCCCAACUGACAAGAUUCUCAUUUUAGGAGAUGGUAAUGUGAAAGGAGUAUUUUCCUUGGAGGAGGACGUGGGCACAUACACUAUUAAAGCUGUAGAUGAUCCAAGGACCUUGAACAAGAUCCUAUAUCUGAGGCCAUCAAACAACACUUUGUCUCAUAACCAGCUUGUCUCGCUUUGGGAGAAGAAAGUUGGGAAAACAAUUGAGAGGGUGUACAUCCCAGAAGACGAAGUCCUGAAGCAGAUUCAAGAGUCUCCGGUGCCGCUGAAUAUAGUACUAUCAAUCAGCCACUCUGCCUGGGUGAAGGGGGACCACACUAACUUUGAGAUCGAGCCAUCAUUUGGAGUUGAAGCCACUGAGCUUUACCCCGAUGUGAAAUAUGUUACCGUGGAUGAAUACCUAAAUAGGUUCAUUUGAACUCCAAAUUCCUAUUGGCACCAAUAUUCAUAUGCACUGAAUAAAUAUCGGAGGUCAUGUAUCUUACUAGAAUGCCAAGUGAAUUAUGUAAUCAGAAAGUGUGAGACCUCAAUCUUGUGAGUUGUGAGGAAGAAUGCAGACCAUACUGGCAAUGCAUUUCAUUGAUCUUAGGGCUCUCUAAAUUACAAGGUUGUAACAUGUUAAUGUAAUGUUUCUAUAAUGGAUACUUAUGGUUU
Messenger RNA from Lolium rigidum, 1343 nucleotides. Its product is annotated as phenylcoumaran benzylic ether reductase Pyrc5-like. The transcript has 5 exons. NCBI's taxonomy places the organism in Eukaryota, Viridiplantae, Streptophyta, Magnoliopsida, Poales, Poaceae. The record is from RefSeq and is a predicted model, not a curated record. Bases 166 to 1107 code for a protein of 313 amino acids. Gene Ontology annotation, molecular function: oxidoreductase activity.